Molecule: messenger RNA, 4405 nt
Organism: Frieseomelitta varia
Lineage: Eukaryota; Metazoa; Arthropoda; Insecta; Hymenoptera; Apidae
Product: homeobox protein Hox-B1-like
Exons: 2
Coding region: 1319-2815 (498 amino acids)
Biological process (GO): regulation of DNA-templated transcription
Molecular function (GO): DNA binding; DNA-binding transcription factor activity, RNA polymerase II-specific
Source: RefSeq, a predicted model, not a curated record
GGGAAGGAGAGGCAGAAAGAAAGGAAGAAAAGGAGGAGGAGGUACGCGUAGCUGAAAGAGGAAGAGCAAGCCGGAGUAAGAACGUAGGAACGAGAGAAGAAAAGAAAGAAGGAAGGAAGGAAGGAAGGACGAAAGGGCCGGGUACGUUAAAGUCGGUGGAGCAGCGCCACAGGACGUUAAGUACGUCUCGUAAAAAUUCCAUCGAGGCAGCGUCAUUUUGCCGUGUCUAAGGGGCUACGGUCUGGUCUGACCGGGGGUUUGGAUAGGCAGGUCUAACCCUGAGGCCGCCCAUGUACAACCAAGUAGGUACGUCCCAUCAGUAGAGGUGGUGCACAGACCGACCAGACGUAGUAGGGGAUUCGAACGAUCGUGCUCCCUCCUACGGUUCGUGUUCGAGGCGGUCGAGAGUGAAGUGCCUGCCCCUGCAGGAACUCCGGCCCGAGAUCCCCGUCCCCGUACCAUUUCGAGUCACUGGCUUGACCUGGUCUGAUAGCAAGCCACGAAAUCCCGUAGCUCGUUUACCAUCUACGUAUUGACGUUUCGUCCGCGUCUACGGAACCCCGACGUUCGACAUGCUCGUGUCUGACUACCGGAUCAUCGGAUUCCUCCGACAGUUGUGUGCUACGAGGCCGUGACAGUGUGCCGUGAUCGAGACGUUUGACAGCCAAUGUGCGUGUGAAAUUCCGUUUCUGGUGAUAGCCAACGACGUCUCGCGCGCCUCUUUCGUUUCGGAGCAAACGAUACUUGACAGAGUUUGGAUGAUCGAUCGACGAAAAUAGGAAGCUACUACGAUGAUCGACGGUGAGGACAGUGGUUCUUGAGUCUCUCAGACGAAAGAAAUUGCACGGACGUUCGUACAUACUGUCGAGCUGACCCCGUUUUGUGACUUGUCUCGAUAACCGUGUGAGAAUCGAUUGGAAAGGAGAUUCGUCUCGUGAUGGUACGGCGAGAGUCGUAGAAUGUUUUCGUGAUGUAAGACAAACCGUUGGAACGAUGACUGGGGACGAUCGGCAGGGGUUACAAUGACGAUGCAUCGUUGAGAGCAGAAAUUGCGUCGAAAAAUUGGCUGUGCAGGAAAACCACGGUAUGAUGACUGGUUGGAUUCGAGAGGACCAGCCAGUCUGAGUAAGGUGACUCUAGUGCGAAAAAAUGCGGGCAAGUGACGGACAGAAUUUCAGUGAAUGUUGUUGUCGUUUCACGUGCGGGUGCUGCGCGUGAACUGUUGACUGUCGUCUAAAUCGAUCGUAUCUCGUCUGAUCGUCAGCAGGGUUUCGAGAAUUCCACCUGGUCAGGAGGAUUCGGCAAUUAUCUAUCAGGAAUGUGCACCACGGAAAUGACAGAAUCGUACACGAUGUCGCCGUCGACGACGGUGUCUUCCAGUGCGACAACGCCAGGCUGCCUAGGAUCGCCGGCUCACCGACGGACGCCUUGCCGUGGCUCUCCCGGUCGAGGCGACGUUCAGGACGACGAGGACGAAAUCUCGGUAGGCUGCCCGAGCCCUUUGCCCCUUGUCGUCGUUGCACCGAGUGUUGCGGAGGAGGACGAGAGGCUGUCGCAGUCGAGGGAAGAAUACGUGGACAGAUUGAGCCCGCGGAGAAGCUACCCGAGAGAUUCGGUCUCGAUCGAAGACGAGGACAGUUACUCCCGCAGUGGCGACUACAGGAUGUCGAACGGAAGAGGGUUACGCACCCGCGAGAGCAGCGGUGGUGAUUCCGUGACCACGUUAAGGGACGAGGAGGAGGACGAAGAAGAUGACGAGGAAGUAAACAGUAGGACUAGCAGUAACGGUGCCACGGCGGCCGGUGCCGCGGACGAUUACUUCAAGCCGUUGAAACGUCUGAAGAUGGUGCAGAUGCAGCACUCGGACGAGGAGGACGACAGGGAUCGGGACACGAACGAACGAGGGGUGAAGUCUUUCAGUAUUCUGGACAUUCUGUCGCAUCGACCCAAGGCGAAAAUCGUACGCCCGUGGGACACGGUCGAGUCGAAUCUCAAUCAUCAUCAUCGCCAUCAUCUUCAGCAACAGCAGUCCCAUCAUCCACACCACUUGCAUCAUCAUCACCAUCAUCAUCAUCACAAUCAUUCCACGACGCCGAGGGAUCUCUCAUUGAUGGGUAUGUCUCUGGCGUCUAUGUCGGCCGGCUCCAUCAGCGAGCCGCCUCUCAGCAGCUCGUCCUCGUCUGGAAGAAGCUCCGUCUCCGAUUCCGGAAGUCCUGACCCGCUAGGCCAUCAUCAUCAUCACAGUUUGCAUCAUGGUAUACACCCUGGCUUGCAUCAUCCGGUGUUGCAACAGCAACAGCAGCAGCAACAGUUUAAAAGGAAAACGUCGCAACAGCACGGUUCCCAGAGCGGUCACCACGGGAAAAGGACAACGGGACAGGGGAGUCCCCUGGACGCGUUGUUCCAAAUGACCAGCAAAACGUUCGACGCCGGCGAACACAGUCAAGAGCAAGCGAAUCACCUGAACCUGUUCAACAAUCGGCAGCAACCGAAGAAGAAGCGCAAGAGUCGGACCGCGUUCACGAAUCAACAGAUCUUCGAGCUGGAGAAGCGAUUUCUGUACCAGAAGUACUUGAGCCCGGCCGACAGGGACGAGAUCGCCGCGCAGUUGGGCUUGAGCAACGCGCAAGUGAUCACAUGGUUCCAGAACAGGCGGGCGAAGUUGAAGAGAGACAUGGAGGAGCUGAAGAAGGACGUGCAGACGGUGAACCCGCUGCUGGUCGCUCAACACCACAAGACGUUCUUGGAGAACGUGCAGGAUCUUGGUAUCUUGAAGAAGCGACCUCUGCCGAGCAGCAUGGACGAGAAAUCGUAGGAAACGAGGCACCUCGAUGCUCGUCGUUGAGGGAAAACCGUGAUUUCUUGGCUCGUACUCUAGAGACUUAGUACGAAGCUGUCCGUCGAACGAUCGCUAUUCUUCGAAGAACGAAGUUUGUCGAUCGUUGGAACUGUGAUGACCCGAGUGGGAGGCUACGCUAAGUCAGACCUUCUUUUCCACUCGAUCUGUUUUUCGUAGUUUCGUUCUUCGUGGUACUUGUACGCACGAGAGUACGAGGAAUGAUACCGGGAGGAAAUGGACCGUGGUCGUUGUGAUUUGGGUGUAUCGACAUCAUCCCGGUGGGAUAGGGAUGAAGAGAGACAAGGCAUAGUACAAAGGAAAUCUUCCUCGACGACGUAUCGCGGACAAUGAAAGGAGCUAUUUUCACGAGGUUUCUUGUGUCGAUCGUCCGCGACGUUUCUUUGUCGAGGCCGUACGCAAAGACUGUCAGAGAGAGAGAGAGAGAGAGAGAGUCAAAUUGCAAAAGUCUGACGGAUAGUUAGGCGUCGUUGGUGAGCCGUUGGUUGAAAACGAUCUUGGCGCGUCAAGGUGGGGCAACACUGAAUGGAUGAUCCUUCCGGCAAGGGGAUAACGAUAUCAUCGAUCACUGUAAAACGUUUUGUAAAUUGAAGACUGCCAAAUAUUCACAGCCGAACCUGAUCCAUAUUGACGAUGUUCUCGACGUUGCGAUCGCGAUCGCGAUCGGACUAUUGCUCUAUUACUGUCGUGCUUUUUUGCGCGGGUUCUUGAUCCUUUGCGUUAAACGUUAGAAGGAACUCGAGAACGAGGUGUAAUUAUAUAUUAUAUUUAAAAAAGGGGGGGGGGGGAACUACGCAUCCUGACCAAAACGUCGAACGAAUUCCACGUUUCCUUUAGCGAGUAUCUAGGACUGCUACGACCGUUCUGUAUUAUAUUGUAUUUAUUUGCGGAAACACGGGAAAGGGAGAGAAAGAGAGAAAGAGGAUAAUCGUGGUUAAAAAAGAAGCCAAAAGUGAUCCGGAGAAAGCAUCGAUGAUUUAUGUAAGUUAUUAAGCAAUUAUAUAUAGCGUAUAAAUUAUAAAAGAGAGCCGUUGAAUCGUGUUGCGCGCUCAUCGUUGUACAUAAGUUAUACAUAUAUAUAUAUAUAUAUUAUAUCGUUCAUCCCCCUCGAUAUUACGUAUAAAUGAGAUAGAGUCGUCGAGUACGAUUAGAAUAAAUGGAGAAAGGGAGACAACAGGACAGAAGCAUAGAGAUAAAUAGAUAAAAAUAAAUAAACGGAAAGAGACCUUAUAAACGAUAUAGAUGGGACACUGCAAUAUACCUGGUCAACAGUUUAAUUAGUGAGCUUUAUGAUCGCGUAAGAUGUAAAUCUGUAUUGCGCUUGAUUGGUUUACGAAAGGUGAUAGACGUGUGAAAGCGAAGCAAAAGAAAGUGCAUGUGUGUGCGAACGGAACCUUAGCAUAGCGUGUAUAGCGGAGUCGAAAUAAAUGGAGACAUUUAAAAUAAACGCGAGGGAUAAUUGUGUUCCUGUUCCUGGUUCCUACCGAUCUCCCCUAAAUCGAUCCGUUCACCGCUCCGAGCGAGGUAACAAACACCAAAGGGGUAAGU